Messenger RNA from Coccinella septempunctata (seven-spotted ladybird), 1275 nucleotides. RefSeq lists its product as uncharacterized. The transcript has 2 exons. Bases 115 to 897 code for a protein of 260 amino acids. The record is from RefSeq and is a predicted model, not a curated record. Lineage: Eukaryota; Metazoa; Arthropoda; Insecta; Coleoptera; Coccinellidae.
CUACGCAGAAGAAUCCACCUGUGUAACUGGAUCCUCAGAUUCACCUGACUACUGGAGUCUACGCACGGGUUCAAAUUCCUAAUUCCCUCGAGAAAAACGAUUCCCGACUCCUGCAUGAAAAGAAAUAUCAUAGCCGACGCUGAAAUCUGGCACAAAACCGACAUCAAUGAAUGGCUGUUCUCCCUAUCCAAUCCAACUCGAAUCUCUAUCAUCUGUGGUGAAGAAUUCUUAAAGCAAGAAAUCAUCGAGAAGAUGGGUAUUCUAAAGCUCAACUCACACUGCAAGGCAUUUACUGAUAGUACAAGUCUAGAAACGAGCGUAGUACGAGCUUCCCUAAACUCAAGUUAUGAAAUUCCAUCUUCAAGUAUAAUACAGGACGAUUGCUGCCAGAAAUUGAAGAGAAAUCUCACUGUCCACGCAAUUCAUAUGGAACCAAUAAAAUUAACAAGUGUCAACCUCCACGAACUCAAGUAUGCUCAACACAAGCUAGCAGAAUUCGAUGAAAAACUCCAACAACAACUGAAUAGGCCUUUCAUAAUCCAACACUCUUCGUGGGUAACAACAGCCCUAUCAAUUACAUGUGGUACCAUUUUGCUCAUAGUCCUCUACAAUUUUAUGAAAUGGUGUGGAUGGUUCCAAAUUCUCCGAAGAAUCUUCUGCUGUACCAAAGAGCCUAGAGCCAUUGAAGCAGGUCCAUGUUUCCAGAUCUUCAACCAAUGCCACAAAAGACCAAUACAGCAACCAGUUCAAGUCUACUACGAUGCAGAACUCCAACUUCUUAAUUACCCAGGUUCCUCUGAGACAGAAAUCCGAGUAUCGAGACCAGAAGACGCCUCCAGCAGCGGGUCUCAAACACAGAGAAGAACAAAUAAGACAUUAAAAAUUAAUCCUCAUUAAUUGUUGCAAUUUUACAUAUAUCUUAUAUAUUUUAAUAUCUUGUUCAAUUUGCAAUGUCUUAAUUUCUUGAUAAUUCUAUGCUCUCAUUUUUGCACUAAUUGAGUAUCCAUAAUAUUUUAUUGAUUUUAAUCUUGAUUUUACUGAAUAAUUUAGUUAGAAUAUAUCUUCACAUUUUAAUACCUCAUGUAAGGUGUCAUACUGCUUCGGAAUUCUUAUUUUAAAGAUUUUUGCUCUUCUUGUACAUCAAAAAUCUUCUUUUAGGGGGGAGAUGUUGCCACCCUGUAUACAAGGGCCCCAUUGUUAACAUAUUCUUGCUCAAAUCAGCAUUUUCCAAAACAAUAUAUAAGCAGCAGCAUGACGCUCUCAGUUCAGUUCAGA